CGGUGCGGCUCGGUGGCGCCCCGCCCCGCUCGCUACUCCGAGGCCAGGGGCCGAAAUUCUGCAGGUUUGCGACGAAGACUUAGGUGCGGCGCGACGCGUUAUCGGAGAGGCGGGCGGGUCCGAGGCGCACCAGUUCCGUCGCGCGGGUGGCUUUGCGCCCCUUCCCUGGCACUUCAUGAAGGAGGGCCGCGCAGGAGCAGCUUGCCCAGCAUUCACAAGUGUUUCGUUUCAGUCGAGCCAGGCAGCAUUCAGGGAUGUGGUCUCCGAGACCUCGCUUUCGUUUUCCCGCCAGACCCACCUCCCACAAACCCCCAGGCUUUCUUGAGGAGAGUGGAAUAUGUUGGCUCUUCCCUAAGAAAUGGAAGCCCAGAUUGCCUGGGAGUCAGGAGACUUCGUUUCCAGCUCCCGCCCCUUACUGCUGCUGCAAAUCCAUGACUGGCCAGAGACCAUCCGCUGCAGCGGACGUCGGAAACCGAGAGCUCGCAGUUCAGGAGGCAGGAAAAAGACAUGCCCGCGCUCUCAUCCCAACAGAUCUCCUGAUGAUGGGGCGCAGCCCUGGGUUUGCCAUGCAGCACAUCGUGGGUGUGCCCCACGUACUGGUUCGGAGGGGCCUCCUUGGAAGGGACCUCUUUAUGACCAGGACUGUCUGCAGCCCAGGCCCCAGCCAGCCCAGAGAGAAAAGACCUGAGGAGGUGGCCCUUGGGCUGCAUCACCGCCUUCCAGCACUGGGAAGAACCCUGGGGCACAGUAUUCAGCAACGAGUGACCUCCACAGCCAAGACUUGGUGGGACAGAUAUGAAGAGUUUGUUGGACUCAAUGAGGUUCGAGAGGCCCAGGGAAAGGUGACGGAGGCAGAGAAAGUGUUCAUGGUGGCUCGAGGGCUUGUCGGAGAGGCUCGGGAGGACUUGGAAGUUCAGCAGGCCAAGCUGAAGGAAGUGAGGGAUCGCUUGGACCGUGUCUCCAGGGAGGACAGUCAGUACUUGGAACUGGCCACUCUCGAGCACAGGAUGCUGCAGGAGGAGAAGAGGCUUCGCACGGCUUAUCUGCGUGCAGAAGACUCUGAGCGUGAGAAGUUCUGCCUCUUCUCUGCGGCUGUGCGGGAAAGUCAUGACAAGGAGCGCACAAGGGCUGAGAGGACCAAGAACUGGUCCCUCAUUGGCUCAGUCCUGGGGGCCCUGAUUGGUGUGGCUGGCUCCACCUAUGUGAACCGUGUCCGGCUACAGGAGCUGAAGGCCUUACUCUUGGAGGCACAGAAGGGGCCUGUGAGUCUUCAGGAGGCCAUUCGAGAACAGGCAUCUAGCUACUCGCUCCAGCAGAGGGACCUCCACAAUCUCAUGGUGGACUUGAGGGGCCUGGUACAUGCUGCUGGGGCAGGGCAGGGCUCUGGGUUACAGGCAGGUACUCCCCCAACCAGAGACAGAGAUGUAGAUGUCCUUUCAGCUGCCUUGAAAGAGCAGCUCAGUCAUUCCAGGCAGGUCCAUUCAUGUCUAGAAGGUUUACAAGAGCGGCUUGAUGGCCUAGAAAAGACUUGUAGCCAAAUGGCUGAGGUGGUUCAGCUUGUAAAGGCUGCAGCACACCCAGGCCUGGUGGAACCAGCAGACGGCGCUAUGCCCAGCCCCCUGCUGGAGCAGGGGAGCAUGAUCUUGGCACUGUCGGACACGGAGCAGAGACUAGAAGCCCAAGUCAACAGGAACACCAUCUACAGCACCCUGGUCACCUGUGUGACAUUUGUGGCCACACUGCCUGUGCUCUACAUGCUAUUCAGGGCCAGCUAAUCCCUGGCCCCUCCUUCAGAGGGUCUGAGGCAAUAGCUGUGCAUGUGGAUUUAGUUAGAGAAUAACAAUGAAGCAAGCCUUUGGGGGGGUGCGCAACCUCAGCCUGAAGGAGCAGUAUCUGUGUGGCUCACCAGUAGGCACGCUUUGCUUUGUAGGCAGGGUUCAUUUACAUUAAUUAUCAAAACUGUGCUAAUGUCCGAUUAAAAUGUCCUGAGUUUUAUUAUUUAAAACAA
Cebus imitator (Panamanian white-faced capuchin) is the source of this 2008-nucleotide messenger RNA. It is a transcript of the gene CCDC51, whose product is annotated as coiled-coil domain containing 51. The record is from RefSeq and is a predicted model, not a curated record. Lineage: Eukaryota; Metazoa; Chordata; Mammalia; Primates; Cebidae. The transcript is spliced from 5 exons. Bases 255 to 1775 code for a protein of 506 amino acids.